Trachemys scripta elegans is the source of this 3825-nucleotide messenger RNA. It is a transcript of the gene YJEFN3, whose product is annotated as YjeF N-terminal domain containing 3. The transcript has 7 exons. Gene Ontology annotation, molecular function: NAD(P)HX epimerase activity. The record is from RefSeq and is a predicted model, not a curated record. NCBI's taxonomy places the organism in Eukaryota, Metazoa, Chordata, Testudines, Emydidae. Gene Ontology annotation, cellular component: mitochondrion. Bases 391 to 1125 code for a protein of 244 amino acids.
UGUCCCGGGGCCAUUGCCUCUGGGGGGAGGGACUUGGGGAAGCCCCUCCCGUUCCCAAGGAUCUGCUGGGGGAAGGAGCGGUAUUCUCUGCGCAGCCGGAAGCCCAUCCUGUCCACUGCUGAUCCCUCCCGCCAGCAGGGCUGCAGGCCCCCAGAGGCCAUUGGGGAGCAGCUGCAGAGGGAAGGAAGACAGCUGGGAGCUGCGUUUUACAAGGAACUCGCAGCUGCUGUCUCAUGACUGGCUCCGUCUCCUGGAAGGUGGCUCUGCGCUCGCUCGAAGCCAUAAAGAAAAGGAGCAGAGAAGCGGCAGCAGUGCAGGGAGCUCCAGCUGCUGGGAGUCAAGGCAGAGAGGGGGCAGCUGUACCCCCUGCCCCGCGCUCAGCCAGGGACAAUGAGCUGCCCGUCCACCCAGAGCGGGGAGCAGAUCGAGCCGCUCAGCCGCGUGGAGGCGGAAGCCAUCGAGAAGGAGCUGCUGGAAGAUUACAAAUUUGGUCGGCAGCAGCUGAUUGAGAUCUGGGGACACGCCAGUGCCAUGGCUGUGACCAAGGUGUUCCCUCUGCCAUCCCUCCCCAGGAAGCAGCCUACAGUGCUUGUGGUGUGUGGUCCCGAUCAGAACGGCGCCAUCGGCUUGGUGUGCGCACGGCAUUUGCGGGUGUUUGAAUACGAGCCGACCAUCUUUUACCCCAAGCGGUCCCUGAAUUCCCUGUAUCGGGAUUUCACCACCCAGUGCGAAAAGAUGGACAUCCCCUUCCUCUCGUACCUGCCGACGGAGGUCCAGCUGAUCAACGACGCCUACAACGUGGUGAUCGACGCCAUCCUGGGAGCCGACGCCGAGCCGGGGGAGGUGAAGGAGCCGUACACCAGCAUCUUAGCCACCCUGAAACAGAUCCGGAUCCCCAUCGUCAGCCUGGACGUGCCCUCAGGGUGGGACGUGGAGACGGGAAACAGCGAGGGAAUCAGCCCUGACGUCCUCGUCUCCUUGGCCGCGCCCAAGCAGUGCGCCACCCGCUUCCUGGGCAGGCACCACAUCCUCGCCGGCCGCUUCCUGCCCUACGACGUGCAGAAGAAAUUUGAGCUCAACCUGCCCGAAUACCCAGGCACAGAGUGUGUGGUUUCACUUUAUUAAGGCUCUGGGGGGGCGGGGAUGGAGAGGGGAGUUGGGGGGGGGAGGAGAGGAAAAGCCACCCAGCUCCUCCAUAAUAAAAAGGCUUCAAAGCGUUUUGUAUUUUUUUGAGCAGCCAGGCGACUCCCUGCUGGGAUGCUGCGUCCUGGCACCAGGGCCUGGCUUCCCAGCCAGAGGCCACGCAGCUCCCAGGGAGGGCGUCUGCUGGCAGGAGGGCCUUGGGCAUCUCAGGCCACCGUGACCAAGCCUUCAUGUUGAUCAUUUAAACUCGGGGCGGGCCUAGGGGAUCAAAGACAGCGCUGAGCCAAACCCCUCCCCUCGCGUGGGUCCCGCACCCCCGGCGUCUCAGCCCAGGGCGCCGGGUUGACUUGUGGAGUCAUAGAGGCCGCUGUGUCGUUUUGCGGCAGGGUGAGGAAGGCCGGGUGGCUUGUUCCUGGGCUGCAAGGAACUCAGAUACCCCAGUGACGGGCACCCAUGUAAGUGCCUUGCUGGAUAGGUCCCUCCCAGGCGAAUUGCUUCCCAAAGGCAGGUGGAGGACGUAUGGCAGGAGAAACGUACGCGCGGCCCCUGGCAGGACGGGCCCAGCUGACCUCACCGGCCUUUUCCAUCACUCCCUGAUCCACACGCUGGGAUUUAUCAAUGCCCUUUUCACAGGAAUCCUUGGUAAACAGGAGCCUGCUCCACAGCCAGCCACUUGGCAGGUCGCUGCUGCCGCCGGCCGUGGAAAGAGCCGAGAGCGGCAAAGCCGGUGGCCCAAGAGGAAGGAUCAGGUAGCGAUUUCCUCCAGCAGCAGUUAGUCCGGCUCUCGCCCCGCGGGCCUCAGCCGCUGGCCCUUGUGGGGUCAGUCCGCUGCUGCUCUUGUCGGAGAUCUGUCUGCCUGUGGAAAGGGAAGGAAAUGACCUCCCUCUGCACUUGCUGGGCCCGGGCUGUAACCGCCCAGCAGCCCCUCAGCCAGGGAACAGGGCUCUCCUUGGGCUGCUGGCUGCGGUGCUGUGGCCAUUGGGCCUAGAAGAGUUCCGUGCUGCUCUCCCCAAGCUGCCAAGAGCUAGGGGGCUCGAAGUCCCCCACCCGGGAGGCCUGGGAGCCGGCGGAAUGGCUGGGGAGGGGGUAACCACCGAGGAAAGCGGAGCCGAGGCCGUGGGUUCACGGGCUGGUCAGCGCUGCCCUGCUUAGUGCAGGGAUGGGCGGUCCAGCGCAUGUCACUAGCAGAGGAUUCCCCUAGAGGUAACAGGGACCCAGGCUAGGACCAUGGGCACCAGGCUAACUACCGCAGGCAACAGUGAUAUGGGUGGCUCCUGCCCGAAGUGGUGGCCGGGGCUGUUCCUAGCCCGGCUGCUUUGCCAUGCGGGGAGAAACCUGCAUUUUUCUGCAGAUCCGUGAAAUCUCCAGGGGCCAGAUGCCCCCCCCCUCGCCCCUCCCCGCAUCAUCGUCCACUUGUUCUGAGCAAAAGCUCUUUGUAGCCGCUCUGUUUGCAGCAGUUCCCGGUUUCCAGGGGCAGGGAAAUGACCCUUAGGUGUCAGUGUUCCCUUUCCAUGUGCAAACUGCCCUGGGCCCUGGCCUGGCGAGUGUGUUCUCUGAAGUAGGAAGCAGAGUAGAGCUGGGUGAAACCGAUUUUAUUACCAGUGCUUAGUACCUGUGAGCAGCCUCCCUCCCUGUACAAAGCAACAGAGGGUCCGGUGGCACCUUUAAGACUAACAGAUGUAUUGGAGCAGAAGCGUUCGUGGGUGAAUGCCCCCUUCGUCAGACGCAGUCAGCGAGACCCAGCAAGAGAGGAGGACCCGCUGCUGUUUACACAGCGCACGCUGCAUCCCAGCUCAGCUUGUUCCGUUUAUGUUCGUACAUUUCUCCUGUACGACGCUGUAGCCUGGCUAACGGGCGUUGUUGCUGAGUGGGUGCACGGCUCAGUCGUGGGGCACCCCCACAGCCUCCCCAAAUCCAGCCUGAUAUGCUGUCUCCGGGCCAGCGGAUAGCGGCAGCAGGACCUGCCCCCCGUAGCAUUUAAGGUGGGGCCUGGGGUGAGUCCCACGGCCUGAUUCUGCACUAGGGCAGCUAAGGGGCGUUUUGACCUUGACCUUAAUGGAAGCAAGAUCAAGCCCAGAGCCUCCCUACAGCUUCCUUCUCCCCAGACACACGAGGCAAGCGACUUGCUUCAGUGGCUCCACCGGGCCACAGCUCUGGCCUGGUUAUGCGCCCCUCUCCCCCAGCCCAGGAUGCUCUGGCCACGCGCCUCCCCCCCCAUGGACUCUCGCUUUUCUGAUCGAGGCCCUGUCGAGCUGUCUGGACGCUGGUUCUCCAGCUCCUGCCUUUACCUCCCCUGACCUGAGCACGCCACUGAUCCACAGGCGGGAGGCCCACGAGCGGCUGUGCUCUGCCAUCCUGCCGUCUGCGGAGGUCACGCGGGGUAACCUGCAGGCUGGGAAGGGCGAGCCAGGGGAAUCGUGUGUGUGUGUAGCUAGCGCUGUACUAUUUGAAUGAGGAUUAUCCAUGUCAGUGACGGCAGCGUCCGCCCCGCAGGGGGAACUGAACGGCCUAGACUCAGGGCCAGGCCUUGUGUGGCGGAGCACAGCGGGGCAGGUUGGUCCCUUGGGACUUGCGCCCGCGUGUGUCGAACGUUUCUGUCUGUGGGCUCCGGGAGCUUCAUGGUUUGCGCGCAAACAGAAAGCCAGGGGAGAACGCUGCUAAUAAAGAUGGGCUUGGAACCGA